Daldinia vernicosa is the source of this 1506-nucleotide messenger RNA. Its product is annotated as 60S ribosomal protein L8-B. Bases 146 to 931 code for a protein of 261 amino acids. Gene Ontology annotation, cellular component: ribonucleoprotein complex. The transcript has 4 exons. Gene Ontology annotation, biological process: ribosome biogenesis. Lineage: Eukaryota; Fungi; Ascomycota; Sordariomycetes; Xylariales; Hypoxylaceae. The record is from RefSeq and is a predicted model, not a curated record.
UCCGGCCCCACUGCGAAACCCUACGCACAACUUUUUCUGGUUUUUCCAAGCUCGCAACUUUACACGAGAUUUCUUUUACUCUUCACACCUCUCAUUUCGGUCGCAACCUUUCACCCAACGCCGACCACACGACCAAAUCAUUAAUAUGCCUCCCAAGUCCGGUAAGAAGGCCGCCCCGGCCCCCUUCGCUUCCAAGGCAGGUUCCAAGAAGGCACCCAAGAACCCCCUCAUCGAGAAGCGACCGCGCAACUAUGGCAUCGGCCAGGACAUCCAGCCCAAGCGCAACCUCUCCCGUAUGGUGAAGUGGCCCGAGUAUGUCCGUCUCCAGCGCCAAAGGAAGAUCAUCAACCUCCGCUUGAAGGUUCCCCCAGCUAUCUCCCAGUUCCAGCACGUUCUGGACCGCAACACUGCCGCCCAGGCUUUCAAGCUCCUUAACAAGUACCGACCCGAGUCUAAGGCCGAGAAGAAGGAGCGAUUGGUCAAGGAGGCUACCGCCAUCAAGGAGGGCAAGAAGAAGGAGGAUGUCAGCAAGAAGCCCUACUCCGUCAAGUACGGUCUGAACCACGUUGUUGGCCUGAUCGAGAACAAGAAGGCUUCUCUCGUCCUGAUCCCCAACGAUGUCGACCCUAUCGAGCUUGUCAUCUUCCUACCUGCUCUCUGCCGAAAGAUGGGCGUCCCCUACGCCAUCAUCAAGGGCAAGGCCCGCCUCGGAACUGUUGUCCACAAGAAGACCGCUGCCGUCCUCGCCAUCACCGAGGUCCGAUCUGAGGACAAGAACGAGCUCUCUAAGCUCGUGAGCGCUAUCAAGGACGGUUACCUUGCCGGAUCCGAGAACGCUCGACGACAGUGGGGUGGUGGUAUCAUGGGUGCCAAGGCCAACAAGCGCAUCGAGAAGAAGAAGAAGGCUUUGGACUCGGCCAUCAAGGUCUAAGCGUUAGGGCUGGUCACGGGAUCAUGAUUUCUAUAUUUGCACAGUUCCGGCGUUGGAGGAGGUAAAAGGGAAUACCAACCACAUGGAUUUGCAUAAAGCCUAUCUAGACUCCAUCUGCAGAGUUUCGCCGACGACCAAUGUGACAAAUGAACGAUCGAUGCAUUUUCGUAAGGGUCUAUGCUUGCUAUUUUCCCGUAAUAUCCUAACCGUUCGAGCCAAGACUUGGCUGUUAUAUCUUCCAAAAAGGUGAAUGUCUUGGACCCGGAUUAGUUCGUACGCUUGGUAUAGUGGGAGAUUACCGCAUGAGGACAGUCGAGCCGAGCCAAGGGUGCCAAGCAAAUAUCUUCGUAGCGUCGCAUUUUCCCGCGCUCUUGGCUCAGACUAGGUAUUGAUACAGAAAACGUUCCUGAGUGCUGGGUCUGUACCUAAGCCUCACAUCCAUAUUGGAGCUUACGCGGCGCGGACAUGUUUGGUCUCGUAUAUCAGUUUCUAAGUAUUGGUUUUGGUUUAUCGUUUGAUUCUAUCUUGGCUGCGAUGGCACACGUCUGUUUGGAAUACGGAUACUUGCACCGGGC